CCACCUUGAGAGUAGCGCACAAGAGCAAAUGCGGUCACACCGUAAGUACAUAAAACGGCGUGCCUCUCAGCUUCUGUAGUCUGCGACACUUCAUCAGUCUCAAAUGGAUGAAUACGUAGCUAUAAUGCUUAUCAAAGGACAGUGCCAACUUGCGCGCAGUUGAUACUUGUCCUAGGACGACAAUUUAUCAUGUUACACAAUUUGCAUGAUUGCAUGCAUGCCAUGAGCAAUAUACUAUUAAGAGGAAAGUUCUAAAAAUGAGGGCCAGCGUUAGGAGAGGGGUGUUGGUUUUCGGUCACUGUCCUUGGGCCAGGAAGACUAUGCUGGUGCUUGCGAUGGUCCUCUCGGCGUUUGGAAAAGCUCUUGCAGCGGAGAGCGUUUACUAUGUGAGGACUGGGCAGGACCUCGCCCUGGCAUUUGCAGCGUCCACACGCGGCGUCAGCUCAGCUAUCGUUCUGCAGGACAUUUGGGCUCGUGAGGAAGACUGGGAGGGUGUCCUGGUAAACGGGACUGAGCCCAUAACUCUUGCCAUGGAUUUCACUCUCGCGGGCGACCCGUCGCUGCCGUCUUGGCCGCUGCUGAACAUGGGGUUCAUAAAGGACAAGAUACGAAUCGCCAGUGGGGUCACCAUGGUUGUUCGCCACCUGGUAAUCGGCGACUUCAGGAGCGGGCUGAUUACGCAGGCCCCUGGGUUCGACCUGGCAGCGCCCACGCUGUUGCCCACACCGACCAGUCCGCCAGGGCUUCUACUGCACCAGGAGACAGUCGUGCUCUACAGCGUGUGCUUCCCCAAGCCGGUGUGGGCUCAGGCGCUGGGCGGCGUGGCGCGCCCGCCGGAGCUGCCGCCCGCCAACCAGACCUGGUCGCUCAGCAUGCCGCAAGACGGCUGCCUCAAUGCCAGCGCGACCCAGGACGCGCGGCCAGCGCCGUGGCUGCUACAGCCGCCGCUGCCGUCGCGGUGUUGGAGCGACGCCGGCAUGAUCCCAGACAUGGGUUUUAUGGGCGCGGACGCGGACGCCACCGGGCGCCUCUUUCCCAACCACUACAACCUGUGGCUCACCAACGUCACCUACCUCUGUGCCAACACAAUGAGCCUGCCAUGCAUCCAGCGCUUCGCGCCGUACGGGUGCGCGGUGGGAACCAUCGCGAACAGCACGGUGGGCCUGCCGUGGCGGCUGCCGCCGCUGGGGGGCCCGGAGGGCGUGAUGCGCGUGCGGAGCGGUCGCGAUCUGGCCGCGGCAUUCGUGUCGUCGCCGCACGUGCACACGGCCGUGCUAAUGAACGACGUGUGGGCGCGCGAGGCGGACUGGGCUGGGCUGCUGCUGCCGAGCCGCACGGUUUCCACUGCCGCUGCCGCCACAAACGGCAGCACUACUGCCGCCGACGCUAACAGCAGCAGCAGCAGUACGGCAGGCAACACCACGGCGGCUGCGGCUGCGGCUGCAGCGAAGGUUUACGAGCCGUGGACGCUCACGCGCAAUUUCACCAUCGUUGCGGAUGAGUCACUGCCGUCGCGACCGUUGCUCAACUUGGGUUUCGUGAAGAGCAAGAUCCGGAUCGCGAGCGGCGUGACGCUGUUGGUGCGGCACAUCAUCAUGGGCGACUUCAGGAGCGGGCUGCUGACCCAGGCCCCUGGGUUCGACCUGGCGGCGCCCACGCUGUUGCCCACACCGACCAGUCCGCCAGGGCUUCUGCUGCACAACGAAACCACAGUGCUGUAUGGCGUGUGCUUCCCCAAGCCGGUGUGGGCUCAGGCGCUGGGCGGCGUGGCGCGCCCGCCGGAGCUGCCGCCCGCCAACCAGACCUGGUCGCUCAGCAUGCCGCAAGACGGCUGCGUGAACAGCACCAGCAGCACCAGCUACGGCACCGGCAACAGCAACAGCAGCACCGGCUCUGGUGCCAGCACCGCCACUGCCGCCGCCGCAUCCGCAUCCAUCAGCCUUUCAGGCGGCAGCACAGGCGGCAGCACAGGCAACGCCACCAGCUUCACGUCAUCAAGCACGGCGGGGCUGCUGCAGCCGCCGCUGCCGUCACGGUGUUGGAGCGACGCCGGCAUGAUCCCAGACAUGGGUUUCAUGGGCGCGGACGCGGACGCCACCGGGCGCCUCCUUCCCAACCACUACAACCUGUGGCUCACCAACGUCACCUACCUCUGUGCCAACACAAUGUCACUUGAAUGCAUUCGUGCUUAUCAGCCGUACGGGUGUGCGGUUUCGCUGAUCAACAAGACAUUGGGAGCGCUGCCCUGGGAUGCUCCGCUGAGCGCCGUCACGCCGGGCAGCGGCAACGACAGCGCGGCGGCUGGCGGCGGCAGCGGCGGCGGCAGCGGCGGCGGCAGCACUGCUGCCGUGACUUCAAGUGAGGCAGGCAGUGGAGGCGAUGGAGGCGGCGGCAGUGACAACACGGCUCUGGCUGUGGGGCUGGCGGUUGGGCUCGGAGGCGCCACACUGCUCGCAGCAGUCGCGGUGACUGCGGUGGUAGUGAGGCGGCGGCGCCAGGCGCGGGGAGGCGCCGGCGUCUGCGGCGGCGUCUGCGGCGGCGGAAAGGGGGCGGAGGCGGGCACAGGCGGCAUCACGCCUAGCAGUAUGGACUACGCGGCAAAAUGCAACGUCAACGGCCCCGGCGCGGAGGGUGACGCUUGUGCAGACAUUCUAGGCUCCGGCGGCAGCAUCUCUGCCAAGGGGCAACAGCUCCAGACACAGAGGCUCAGCACCGGCGCGGCGCCCACGCCCUCGUGCGGCUCACACAACGGCCCGGCCAUCGCCGCGCCCAGCGGCCGUGGCGGGCCGCGGAGCGCCGGGCCCAGUGCCGGGCAUGGCGCCGGCGGCAGCGGCGCAGGGCUGGAGGACAGCCGCGGCGGCAGCGACCCGCUCGCGCACUCGGCGGCGGGGGCAGCCAGCUCCAGCUCGGCCGCGGGCUUGGGUACGGGCGACGCGGCUGGACCCGCGGGGAUGGGGCUAGGGGCUGACGGAAUGGGAGGAGGAGGGGGCGGCGGCGGAGGAGGAGGAGGAUUCCAGCAGCAGCCGACAUCGAGCAUAGGCACAGAUGGCCACGCCGGCGCCGGCAUGCUGACGGGCCAGCCUGCGGACCUGGUGGGCACUGGCGGCGACGGCACCAGUCGGGACGGGGUGGUCAAGAGCCGCAUGCUGUACCCGGACCAGGACGAACACAUGGUGGUGACGCCGCUGACGCCGCCUCGAGCCGACCUGGCACUGGGCGAGGCGGCAGUGAACGAGGUGGUGCUGCUGCCGGUGGUGCUCGGCAAGGGGGCGUUCGGCCGGGUGUACGAGGGGAUGUAUCAGGGCGACAGAGUGGCGGUCAAGGUGAUGCGGGACACCGCGGAGCAGGGCACACCGCCGGAGCACAUCAAAGCCUCCUUCACCACCGAGGUCGAGGUGCUGGCGAGGUGUCAGCACCCCAACGUGGUCAAGCUGCUGGCGGCGUGUGUGCAGCCGCCCAAGUGGAUCCUGGUAAUGGAGCUGGUGGAGACCAGCCUGGAGAAGCUGGUCUACGGCAAGACGCCCGACCACCAAUUGAUGCCGCUGAGCAAAGUGCUCGCCAUCGCACUGGACGUGGCGAAAGGGCUGGAGUAUCUGCACCCGACAAUCCUCCAUCGAGACUUGAAACCCGCCAACAUUCUAAUCAACAACCCACAGUCAGAUUGCCCCGUCGCCAAAAUCACGGAUUUUGGAGUGUCUCGCCUUCGCUCAACGGUGCUCAUCACGAAACACCCAGAGGCCGGUACGCCCGCCUACAUGGCUCCUGAGACCUUUGACGUCGCAAACUACACACUGAGCCACCACAUCGACAUGUACAGUUUCGGCGUCCUGGUGUGGGUGAUGCUCACGGGCCAGCACCCCUGGCAGGGCCUGACCAUGGUGGAGGUCGCCUAUAAGGUGACCAUCAACCACGAGCGCCUGCCGCUGUCCGCCAUCGCGCCAGAUCGGGCUCACCCACGCGUCCUAGCCAUGAUAAAGCAGUGCUGGGAGCACGAGCCGCGCCGCCGGCCCGCCGCCAGCGAGGUCGUGAAGGAGCUGCAGAUGAUCAUGCAGUCCCUGUCACUGCCCGGGCCCGUUGGCUCGUCGGCGCCGCCCUCCCAGUCCUCGAGCUCCACGCUACACCUGCCGCCGCCAUUGCAGCAGCAGCAGCAGCAGCAGCAGCAGCAGCAGCAGCAGUACUUGCGGCGCUUCGCGCAGCCGCCGGUCUGGCCGCCGCAGCAGCCGCCGCUGCCGCCCAUCCCGGCCACGGCGCAACUGCAGCCGCACCCUACGGUGCAGGCGCAGCAAGCACUGGUGCAGCUGCAGCAGCUGCUGUUGCAGGGGGCGCUGCCUUUGGCGGCGCCGACGGCCGCGCAGCCCCUCUACAGUGGCGCGCCGCCGGCCCCCCUGCUUCAGGACUUGCAGCAAGUGUUGCCGCACGUGCAGCAGCUGCAGCUUCAGGUGCCGGCAUCACCUCCGCAACAGCAGUAGUGGUUGCUGCACCAGCUGUGGCAGUAGCUGUGGCAGUAUCAGUGGCAAUAGCUACGGGCCUAUGGCAGUAGAUAGCUGUGGCAGUAGCUGUGCGUGGCGGCGUGCUGGAAAGCAGGGGUUGGAUGGCGGCCGGAUGGCGGCCGGGGAUGACUGCGUGCCCUGGGGAGCCUACAGAACCCAUCUGAAAUAACAUCGGCAGGUGGGACGCCUGGGCACAUGGCUAUGGAAGGACGUAAGGCAAGCUGUUUGCUUGCCAGGAAUGAGAAUAAUGCAUGAUUACAAAGCACGGUGCAGUGCACAACAACACAAACUUCAAAGAGCUUGACAACGUUGCAGAGCUGGGUUGUCUCCGGUUCCAAGUAAUGCGCUUAAGCAUAUCUCAGGCAGGCCGCUUUGGUGCCUCAGGUGGCGUAUACUGCUGUGCUUGUGUUUGGACUCGCACUGGCUACAGCGGUGGCUGCAGCCAUGUUUGGCAUUGAUGCGGACUUUCAGACACGGAACGCGCCUGUGGAGAAUGGCGUUUGCAUAGGCCGCGCGUGACCCUUGUUCGUAUUGCAGUAAUUGCAGCUGAUUCAACUAUUCUGAUUUUCAUCUGGCAACGCGCACGUUGUGUACGGCCGUGGCCAUGGCUGGAUCCUUUCGACGCCAUCCGCGGGCAUCAAAGCCCCGGGAUGGAAAUAUCUCAAGACACACUGCCAAAGCGACACGGUCGUUGUGAUUCACGUCUCUCUGACACAAACAUGCUUUGCCUCACGGUACCCAGGCCCACCGUUAUGAACUCAUGAAACCAAGGUGUGAGUGGGGUUUGGAUCUAGUUGGAAGGAAGGAAGUGUGAGGCAACCGGCGGUGCACAUGCUGCUGCACCCAGGUUCCUGCCGACACCUUUUCCAUGGCUUCCAGUCCAUGCCCUCAAAAUGACAAUUGGAAAGCGAGUGGCUGCAUUGGAGGACAGCUUGGUGGCCUUGUGGAGAAUGGAACAAGCUUCCCGGUAAGCGCGCCUGCAGGCCCUACUGUCUCCUGAAUGCUCGGCUGGUAAUAAGCGUUUGACAGGUGCUGGGUUUUACGUACGUGAAGCAGGGAAAUGUGCUGUCGCUGCCCUUCAGUAUAACAUUCAAUGGCCGUGGGGCUGCAUGCUUGCAUGCUGCAUCAGUCCUGCCAGCCUGCCUUUGUUAGGGCGGUGCGGUGUUGGUACCGGAGGUAAGCAUGAGCGACUGCGGUUCAUUUUCCGAGACUAGCUGUCGAGGCCAGUUUGUCAUAUGCUGGCAAUCAGAAAUACAGGAAUGCCAAACUCGUGAUGGGGCGCACAAACGGUAUGGUGCUGCCGUCGUUCUCCGUGCAUGCAUGUGCCACGUCGUGCGUCUUGGUCGUGUUUCUUGUACAGGACGUCGGUUCUCGAAUGUGAGUGGUCCUUACUAACGCCUUGCAAUCGCAACCCGUACAUCCACAAAGUGGUAGCUGCAUUCCUAGGCGCGCGGCCCUCUCUGGGUUUGGGCGUACUGCUCUGACCAGUCAUUUAUAAUGCGCCUGCUAUUAUAACCGGCGGGGCGGGAACCUGACUUGUUGCAUGUUGCAUGUGUAGGUGUCCAUGCUUGGCGGGCAGUUGUGGAUGGGUUCAAUCAAAGGGUACCGAAGGUGUGUGUGUGUGUCGCGAGGUGGCGUGUGUGAGCGCAGGCUGCGCUGCGCUGCUAGCGAUUUUGGACGUUGCCUAGGCAGGGCUUAGAGGGGAAGCAUGCGCGUAGCACGGGCAAGUGGCGCACACGGAGUGUGUGUGUUUUCGUGGGUGUCAGGUGCUGCAGACUGUCGAACGCAAUGUCGGCAUGGCCGCGCGCCGCGGCCGGUGAGUGAGGAGCGAGGAUUCCGCGUGUUGAACUGUACCACAACUUGCUGGGCUGCAUUGCUGGGCUGAUGGUCCUCUCUACGGCGUGCUCUAGUCAGCCAUCCCAUACAUGUUCGGCCACGCAGGGGGGGGGGUAAGAAUGCCGCAGACAUACCCCACCCUUCAAAUUGAAAGAGCUUGACGAGAGCGUUCAGAAUCCGCUUUCAGAACUUUGAUCAGGGUAGUAAUUGCGGAGAUAUGGGCCCCCAAAGUUCAGGGUCGGUCGUCGGUCCCCGCGGUCCCCAAGGUUUCGUCACGGUGUGCCGGAAACUUUCGUCUGGGCCUCAUAAGACAGCCGUGCAAGCCCAGACCGUUGCCCAAAGCAUGUAAUGGAUGCUUUUU
Messenger RNA from Chlamydomonas reinhardtii, 6687 nucleotides. RefSeq lists its product as uncharacterized. The transcript is spliced from 22 exons. The record is from RefSeq and is a predicted model, not a curated record. NCBI's taxonomy places the organism in Eukaryota, Viridiplantae, Chlorophyta, Chlorophyceae, Chlamydomonadales, Chlamydomonadaceae. Gene Ontology annotation, molecular function: ATP binding; protein kinase activity. Gene Ontology annotation, biological process: protein phosphorylation. Bases 531 to 4469 code for a protein of 1312 amino acids.